Molecule: messenger RNA, 5208 nt
Organism: Exophiala dermatitidis NIH/UT8656
Lineage: Eukaryota; Fungi; Ascomycota; Eurotiomycetes; Chaetothyriales; Herpotrichiellaceae
Exons: 1
Coding region: 3161-4846 (561 amino acids)
Biological process (GO): polysaccharide biosynthetic process
Cellular component (GO): membrane
Molecular function (GO): acyltransferase activity, transferring groups other than amino-acyl groups
Source: RefSeq, a predicted model, not a curated record
GCACGAUGGUAGUAGUGUACUCCGGAUCACCUGCCUACGCCUGGUACUACAAGCAGAUCAUGGCCUUCACGGCUCUUAGUCUUGCUGGCUAAAGAACGAUCAACUUGAGCCAGCUGUGGACACAUGUAUGUAUGGUAUGGGGCGAUCCCCAAACUUGCACAGGGGACUAUCUCGCGAUCUACCAGAUCCUUCCAUCUCAACCAAACAUUUACCGACCACUUUCUUCUCAAAUAUCGGUUUCCGCAAGAAAUAUCCACUCACAUCGAGGAUAUGCCUGUUCGUCCAGACAGAACCAGACAUUUAGGUGGGUGUCGUGGCCGUAGCAAGGCGUUGAUCUGCGAACGCCCGCUUUUGGUCAAUCUGGGUGAUGAGAAUUGACUUUGACCAUUGCAUGAUUGUCGUCUCAAGUGAAUAUCCCUUCCAGAGUAGCAUGUGGGUAAGAGGAUUCUUCCGAGGAAUCUUCCUAUUAUUGGUUCUGGCCGAAGUGUGAAAUGAAAGGUCUCAUGAUUCCUGACAGCCUGAAAAGACUGACAAAGUUUAGAACAGUAUAAAAGCCGAGGGCCCCAGUCACAGUGUUGACUUCUUCCACUGACGAAGUAUACAACAGCAUAGAGGUUGAGGGCCAAAUUCUCAAUACGGACUUCUUCCUAACCGGAAGGAUCCGACAGUCCCAACACUCCUCAUCCUCGGCUCGAGUUGGUUUCGCGGACAACUCACCGGUCAUUGUCCCGAAAUACUUCCAGUAUUCGAGAGUCAUGAGCUUUUGGUAUGGCAUCGGCCGACAACUUCUGACUUCGAAUUCCAAACGCUGAACACUGGCAUAUGGGAACAAACCCCAAGGACGAUGAGGGAGAUGGGACGAGGGCGAACGGGUGCUCGGGUUCAUGUCCGUCGAUGACACGUCAGUGUGCACAUACGAUGACUGAGCUACAGACUUGCCAGCUCUUUCGGUAUCGGGAUCCGAUGACUGAGGCAUUGCAACGUCUGCUUUAGUUGGGCAUGCCAGAAUGCCAUGCCACCCAGCCUGCCAUUAGAAAAGGGCUUUGGAGUUGAAGGGUCAGUCACAGCUCUCCGCUCGUGUGGAUGGGUCAGUCAUAAGAGAAGCAGAAGAGCCGGCCAGAGAAGAUGGAUCUGUUUAUUUGCUGAAUUCUCUUUUGAGUGGAGGUGCGUUCAAUGCUUAGGAAAUUGCACUGAUCACAGAUGACAGCUUAUCAGCUGAUACGCUCCUGCCUCUGUGUGAUGGGAGGCAACAAUUACCAUCAACGGGGCUUUCUUGCUAAUAGAGCAGACGGCAUGCUCUUAUGCUCCAGACAGCACCCUUGCAAAGCUCUCCCUUCCAAUGCAACUGGAAAGGAAAGACAUGCGGUCGGUUGACAUUAUUGCCCUUCGAUAUUUGCACAUUGCAUAAGUCCAUUUUGCUCAGCGCCUACGAACAGUCAGAGGUUAGCAAGUCUGCUGGAGAUGUUUAUAGCUCGUCGGCAUAGAUACCCUCCGCAACAUGCAGCAGGAUGUCCUGUCAGCCGCAAACCUCCACCGUGCAAGCCAGUCCACGGUCAGACGGCCGAGUCUCGAAUCAAACAUGGGACGAUACUGCCUAUGGACCUCCGUUCUCCUCUCCGUGUAUCCCGGGGCCAUAACUUCCACCCCCGGAUAGCCGACCUCCGAGAUGCCCCUGGAGUUUGUCCCUAACAGCGUUAUACCCUUGUAACCAAUCAAGCACAAAAGGCCCAGAGGCUGAUAGACAAACGAAAUACGGUCAUCAAUCUUUGGGGAAAACAUACGGCACUUCUCGGUACAAUAUCAGGGAAUCCUGCCACGACAAGACAACAUACACAUCUACAGAACGAACCCGUGCCCUGUAGCGAGUGGCCAUGCGGUGUAUGAUUGCCGGUUUAGUAGCCUUGUCCGAGUCUAAAGCGGCAACGAGAUUGGAUCCACGUUAGGGGCCGAGAAGAACGGCAACUUCUGAAGCUGAUGGCGAUGGCGCGACCGGUCAGGGCUGACGGAAGACGCGGAAGAUCAUUCUUGACAGUGGUUCACGCCUUACGUGUCCACGACACUGUCUCCUGGAACCAGGUCUCAUGCCAGUGUUACAAACAUAGGAGAUCAGCAAAAGCUGGAAGCAUAUCUGCCACGGUUAGACCUAGAGACCCUGUUCUCACCAACAAACUUUGCACGUGCGUACAGCAACAGGGGUACAAAUGCAACGGGCUCUCUUGCCCAGCUGGCCCUGUGCGGCUGUUGUGUGUCAAGAGGGGACUCAUCAUGCAUCGCCGCACCUACCUGAGCAGUCAAAGGCAGAGAAAACUGGGUUCCAAAAAUGAGGACCUAAGUCAAGUGUCUUGGUGACAAGAAAAUCGCCGCAAAAAUUUCUUGGGAGCUUGGAGAAACGUUGAUUGAUUGGCCUGGUCAGUCCCCAACCGAGACAUCGAAGAGCCUCCAUGCGGCGCCCAGAUACCAAACGAAACCCUAUACAGGGACCAAGCGUCGCUAAUGCGCGGUCAAGGAGCUUCCGCAGGGGCCACCAGCGGAAACUUUACUGGUGCCAAAGCUGCUAUCUGGGACGAUCGCCGACAUCGCCUGUUGGGCAGUUUUAGCGCUUUUCCUGCCCCGGAAGCGAAACGAGAGCCACGUACGCCCAAGACUCCAAAAUAUUUGACCAAAAGACGGGGACCGGAGGCGGACAAUAAUAGAGCCACUUUUACAUGCUAACGGUGAGUAGCAGUCUUGUCCUCCAUUUGUCGUGCACACGACAGGAUAACGGACGAGAGGCCGAGCAUGAAGUGACCGAUUAUCCCCGUCUUCUGGUCCAGUUGACUUCACGUCGUAACCAAACCUUCUCUCCCUCACUCUCUCCCUGUUUUCAAUUAAUUGUCCUUUGGAUACCCGGGUACCCAUAACCCAGAAUUGUACUUUUGUCACCAUUCCCAAUUGCUACUUUUGCUGGUCUUAGCCCAAAUUGUGGACUAUCCGAUGUCGUUCGCGAGGCUGGCCCAGUGCUGAGACACUUCGACACUCUACUCAACACCCUCGGCGUGCGUCGCUGUUUUGAAGAACCAAUUCCCAGUCCUGCCAACGUCUGUCAGAACUCGGCUUCUUUGUUCGGUGGCGUUGAGUGCAACUGAGCGAUUCUUCGUCACGUCCCUGUCAUGAUUUAACCAUGAAAUCCGAAGAUGCUGGGUUUGCGAAGGAACCUGCGCUAAAGGAGGAGAGAGAGUCGUUCUCAAACGCGAAUGACGACCUUCUCGAAAACAACCAUCUCUCUCUCCGAGAUGCGCCAGUCCGAAUCGCCUCCAAGGCUCUGACUCUAAUGCGUCCUGGCCAUGCCUAUCGGAUAGGCAAGAAGAUAGCGUACUGUUUCGCACCGCAGCUGUUACGGUCAAAGAUAUGGGACGAUGCCGCGCCCAAACCCAAACAGUUCCCGACAAGCUAUCUCAAUGGUCUACGAGGCCUCACGUCGGUCAAGGUCUUUACCUUUCACUACACCAUGGUCUUCAGUGACUUUGGCUUCCAGCCUUGGGGCACCGACGCCCGACACACGCAUUUUUUAGAAUUGCCCAUCGUCCGUUACUUCUACGCGGGGUUUACAGCACACAUAUUCUUCGGUAUCGCAGGGUAUCUAACGACCUUGCGCCUCUUCUCGUUAAUCGACAAACACGACCAGGCCUCUCGGGAAAAGGUUUUGAUCAAUGUUUCCGGAGCGCUGUUCCGUCGCGCCUUCAGACUCUACCUUCCGACGAUGAUUGUCACCCUGAUCACGAUGCACUAUAUAUGGUUUGGGUUUUACGAGGCCAACCGCCCCUUCCUGCUUGAUCAUGAAAGAUAUUUCCCUGGAGACUGGAACGAACCAAAACCCGAGAUAUUCCCAUCAUACUACCUCCAACUGUGCAACUGGGCGCGCGAAAUGUUCGAUCUGACCUACAUCAUGGCCCAAGGGGCCGUCUAUCCCUACCACGACCAACACUUGUGGUCCAUACUAGCCGAGAUGAGAGGCUCGUUAUUUUUGUAUCUAAUACUAAUUGCGACAGUGCAGUGUCACCGGAAAGUCCGAUUGGCAGCACUGUGCAUCAUGACCGUCAUGUUUUUCCUUUGGAAUCACUGGGAGAUCUGGGUUUAUAUUCUGGGAGCGAUCGUUGCACAGCUGGACCUGCUCCUCACGGAACGAGAGCAAGAGAAGAAAAUGACUUUGGUUCCAGAACGACUUCUCCCGCCGUCUCCUCCUCGCUCUCCCAUGGACGAAAAGAUGACAAGACCAGAUGCAGAUGCAUAUACAUGGUCCUCGUCCCGUCCUCCCAUCAACAACACCACGAUCUGCGCCUACCUGUCGAGGCAUUCCGACCGUAUUUUACGAGUGUUUGGCUUCUUGGUCGCAUUUUAUCUCCUGUCCUACCCGAUCGACGGCUCUCGAGAUUACGCUCCCGGCUACAUGACGCUCAACCUGUUAAUUCCCGAAUGGAUGGAUCGCAAGGACAAAUUCUAUCCGAACAUUGGCACCGGUCUCUUGCUGUUCCUGCUGGCGCGCUCUGACCCGGCCACCUCGACGUGGCGGAGGAUUUUGAAUAGCGAUCUCGCCCAAUACUUUGGCAAAAUCAGUUUCGGCUUGUAUCUGGUUCACGGUCCCAUUCUUCAUGCCGUCGGGUACAUGAUCCCCCAUCGCAUCUGGUGGGCCAUGGGCACCGAGGGCAUCAACACCACCAAUGGACCCUGGAUCUUUGCCAUCAUGGUCGGCUGGGCCAUUAGUUUGCUUUUGUCGCUGUGGGCAGCCGAUGUCUGGUCCCGAGAGGUCGAGAGUCGUUGCGUCAAGGCGGUCAAGAAGCUCGAGGAAGUCUGUUUCGUAAAGAAAUAGAAUAGCACAUUCAGUUUACGCCAUCCAUCCGUUUGUCCGUCCAUUACACUUUCUGGUUGUUGUCCAUCCAUGCCGUGGUGCAUUUAGCGAGGAAGAGCAAGAGGAGAAUCGGCGUUAUAAGAUCGCAGUGCGGCGCGGAACCUGAGUAUCGUUUCGUUUAUUUUGUCGAACUGGCCAAACGAUAUGCAUAGGCCACCUCACCUAGUCCCUCGUGUACAUACAACAUACAACUUUCAACCUUGAGCAGUGGUACAGUCAGUGGGCGGUGCCAAACCCGUCGAGCAUGCAGCACGUGCUACUAGUAGAAGGGUGGAGUACAUAUACCUUAUAUACUUAUGGAAUAUAAUCAAUGGCAGUCCGUA